UAUUCCACAUAACGACUAUGACGUUAUGUUAAUGUCUGAAACCUGGCUAGAUUGCAACUUUGAUUCUACUGUGAUCAACAGACCUGGUUAUACUCUCUUUCGCAAAGAUCCUAUUGGCAGAGGUGGAGGAGUUGGGGCCUAUGUUAAGGCUGAUUUAUUGUGCGCUGUCACUGAUGUGGGUUACUCUCCGUACAGUAGCCGUGGUUGGGCUGCAGUUAGAUAGAAAAAGCAUACCGAUGAACAAACUAGUGGCCACCACGUUAGAGUAAAAAAUCUAUUGCUUUGACGUGCGGACGCACCAUCCCAAAAAGGAUUUCGCUUACGUCACAGAGAAAUCCCACGACUCCACGGUGUGGUCCGUAAAGCAUCU
This is a messenger RNA of Acanthoscelides obtectus, 370 nucleotides long. NCBI's taxonomy places the organism in Eukaryota, Metazoa, Arthropoda, Insecta, Coleoptera, Chrysomelidae. The record is from the annotation of a GenBank genome assembly.